GCACCACCAUGGGCCUCGUCCCCCAGCUCGGCGGCGGCGGCAGCGCCUCCUCCCCGGGCCGACGCCGCCCCUGCCCCGGCUCGAUCUUCGGCAACAUUAAGGUGUUUGUGUUCUGCCACGGCCUCCUGCAGCUCUGUCAGCUCCUCUACAGCUCCUACUUCAAGAGCAGUCUCACCACCAUCGAGAAGCGCUUCGGCCUCUCCAGUUCUUCCUCAGGUCUCAUUUCCAGCCUGAAUGAGAUCAGCAAUGCCACCCUCAUCAUCUUCGUCAGCUACUUCGGCAGCAGAGUACACCGGCCCCGGAUGAUUGGCAUUGGGGGUCUCUUGCUGGCUGCAGGUGCCUUCGUCCUCACCCUCCCACACUUCCUCUCGGAGCCGUACCUGUACACUUCAGUCAGCACUGGCAACCGCAGCCACAUCUCGGCUGAGCUCUGUCAGAAACAUCGGCAGAACGUCCCCCCCAGCCGGUGCCAUAGCCCCGCUCAGGACACCCAGAAGGAGACCAGCAGCAUGUGGGGCCUGAUGGUCAUGGCCCAGCUGCUGGCUGGCAUCGGGACGGUGCCCAUCCAGCCCUUUGGGAUUUCUUACGUGGAUGACUUCGCAGAACCCACCAACUCUCCCCUGUACAUCUCCCUCUUAUUCGCCAUUGCCGUAUUUGGACCGGCCUUUGGGUACCUGCUGGGUUCUGUCAUGCUACAGAUCUUUGUGGACUAUGGCCGGGUAGACACAGCUACAGUGAACUUGAGCCCUGGUGACCCACGAUGGAUUGGAGCCUGGUGGCUGGGCCUGCUCAUUUCUUCAGGCUUCUUGGUUCUCACCUCUUUCCCCUUCUUUUUCUUCCCUAGAGCAAUGCCCAGAGAAGCAGAGAGAUCUCUUGCCAUAGCGGAUGAGGCCAGCAAGAUGGAAGAGGUCAAGUCUAGAGGCUCCCUGAUGGAGUUCAUUAAACGGUUCCCCCGCAUCUUCCUGAGGCUCCUGAUGAACCCACUCUUCAUGCUGGUGGUCCUGGCUCAGUGUACCUUCUCUUCUGUGAUCGCCGGCCUCUCCACAUUCCUCAACAAGUUCCUGGAGAAGCAAUAUGGAGCUUCCGCAGCCUACGCCAACUUCCUCAUCGGUGCUGUAAACCUCCCUGCUGCAGCCUUGGGGAUGCUGUUUGGAGGAAUCCUCAUGAAACGGUUCGCUUUCUCUUUACAAACCAUCCCCCGUGUCUCUGCCACCAUCAUCACCAUCUCCACCAUCCUCUGUAUCCCGCUCUUCUUCAUGGGAUGCUCUACCUCUGCCGUGGCUGAGGUCUACCCCCCCAGCACAUCAAGUUCUAUACAUCCGCAGCCUCCUGCCUGCCGCAGGGACUGCUUGUGCCCGGAUACCAUCUUCCACCCGGUCUGCGGAGACAAUGGAGUCGAGUACCUCUCCCCUUGCCAUGCCGGCUGCGGCAGCGUCAACAUGAGCUCCGUCACCUCCAAGCAAGCGGUCUACUUGAACUGCAGCUGUGUGACCGGGGGAUCUGCUUCAGCCAAGACGGGCUCGUGCCCCAUCUCCUGUGCCCACUUCCUUCUCCCCGCCAUCUUCCUCAUCUCCUUCGUCGCCCUGAUAGCCUGCGUCUCCCACAACCCGCUCUACAUGAUGGUCCUGCGUGUGGUGAACCAAGAUGAGAAAUCGUUUGCCAUCGGAGUACAGUUCUUGCUGAUGCGCUUGCUAGCCUGGCUGCCCGCGCCCGCCCUGUACGGCCUCACCAUUGACUCCUCCUGCAUCCGGUGGAACCUGCAUUGCUCGGGGAGGAGGGGGGCCUGCGCCUACUACGACACGGAUGCUCUCCGGGACAGGUACCUUGGCCUGCAGGAGGGGUAUAAGAUACUGGGCACGGUGCUGCUCUUCUUCGUCAGCUGGAGGGUGAAGAAAAACAGGGAGUACAAUGUUCAGGGAAAGGCCUCGGGCCUCAUCUGACCCACGACUGGCGGGAGCUUGCCUUGCUCCUGGGACUGAACUCUUGCCUCUCCACACCUGCCUGUAUUUACCAAUGUUAACCCCCCCCUCCCCUCUCUCUUUCUCUUUUUGAAAUAAGAGGGAAGAAAAGAAAUCCAUCACCAUUUGCC
This is a messenger RNA of Perognathus longimembris pacificus (Pacific pocket mouse), 2089 nucleotides long. RefSeq names its product solute carrier organic anion transporter family member 2A1 (gene Slco2a1). The coding region runs from base 9 to 1940 and encodes 643 amino acids. Gene Ontology annotation, biological process: prostaglandin transport; sodium-independent organic anion transport; transmembrane transport. Lineage: Eukaryota; Metazoa; Chordata; Mammalia; Rodentia; Heteromyidae. The transcript is spliced from 14 exons. Gene Ontology annotation, cellular component: membrane. Gene Ontology annotation, molecular function: prostaglandin transmembrane transporter activity; protein binding. The record is from RefSeq and is a predicted model, not a curated record.